This is a messenger RNA of Zymoseptoria tritici IPO323, 1167 nucleotides long. RefSeq lists its product as uncharacterized. Lineage: Eukaryota; Fungi; Ascomycota; Dothideomycetes; Mycosphaerellales; Mycosphaerellaceae. Gene Ontology annotation, molecular function: FAD binding. The coding region runs from base 1 to 1167 and encodes 388 amino acids. The record is from RefSeq and is a predicted model, not a curated record. The transcript is spliced from 2 exons.
AUGAAGAUUGAGAAGCCCAUCGCCAUCCUCGGCGCAGGCCCGGCCGGCCUCAUGCUAGGUCGUCUCCUCGACCUUUCCAAAAUACCUUUUACCAUCUUUGAGCGAGACACAGAGCCUCGCAAUCGACAAGGCAGCGGGACUCUAGAUGUGCAUCCUGGUACUGGUCAGCUCGCCCUCAAAGAAGCAGGUCUAUUCCCACAAUUCAAAGAACUCGCUCGCUUCGGCGUCCGCAACAGGUUCGUCGACGAGAAGGGAAAGGUACUCGCCGACGUGGGAGGGGAAGGCGACGAGGACAGACCCGAGAUCGAUCGCCUCGAUUUGCAGCGCAUCAUACAGGAGACAAUCCCGCCGGGGAAGAUUCAAUGGGGAAGUAAGGUCCGGGAUGUUGGCAGGAACACGAACGGUGCAGUCGAGAUUCACAUGGCUGACGGGAAGGUUGAGUCCGGCUUCGGUCUGGUCGUGGGAGCAGAUGGAGCGUGGUCAAAGGUUCGGAAUCUGUUCACCUCUAUCAGUCCACAGUAUUCGGGUACAACAUUCCUCGGCACAACGAUCCUGCCCGGAGAUGAGGUCUAUGAAUCGGCGGACUCCCUGGCAGCGCGAGGAAACUUCCUGGCCAUCCGUGGGUACCAGAAGAUCUUCUUGUACUACUUGGGUGAUCGAUCGUACAAGAUAUACGUGGGCUCAGACCUCGCGCGUAAUCAGAAACUCGAUGACGCACUCCUCUCCGAUCCCCUGGAGGUCUGGAAGUCGGUAUUUUCCAGUGAUUUCAAGGAAUGGUCAUCCACACUCACCGACCUGGUCAGCAAGAGCGCCAGAGGAUAUGGGACGUGGCCGUUCUACCAUUUACCCAAGGAGGCUCUGUCGUGGGACCCCGUCCCAGGCGCUGCUUUAGUCGGAGACGCGGCGCACGUAACCGUUCCGAAUGGAGAGGGCGUCAACAACGCCAUGUUCGACAGUCUCGAACUCGCUCAGCAGAUCAUCAAGCACUGGUCGGGCGACUUGGAGCAGGCUGUGGCGGAGUAUGAGAAGACGAUGAUUCCGAGAGCGCGGGGGAGCCUAGAGGACGGAGAAAUGAUGAUGAAGACGUUGUUCGGACCUGAUGCUCCAGAGAGUCUUUUGCAGGCUUUCGGCUUCCCAGUCGAUGGAAGUGGUUCAAGGGUUGAUUGA